Zingiber officinale is the source of this 279-nucleotide messenger RNA. Its product is annotated as cypmaclein-like. The record is from RefSeq and is a predicted model, not a curated record. NCBI's taxonomy places the organism in Eukaryota, Viridiplantae, Streptophyta, Magnoliopsida, Zingiberales, Zingiberaceae. The transcript is spliced from 3 exons. The coding region runs from base 1 to 279 and encodes 92 amino acids.
AUGGCCAAACUUUUCUCAGCUCUGCUUCUUCUGUUGCUGCUUCUGGUGGUGGUGAAGGCAGAGUCACACCCGGCAGCUGAUGGCUCCGGAAACAUUGAUUGUUUGGCGGAGUGCACCCGUCGCUGCAGCAAGGCCUCGAGGCACAAGAUAUGCAUGAGGUGCUGCAUGGCGUGCUGCCACAAGUGCAACUGCGUGCCUUCCGGGACUUACGGCCACGAGGAUGAGUGUCCUUGCUACGCCAACAUGAAAGAUAGCCACGGCAAACCCAAGUGCCCUUAG